Molecule: messenger RNA, 492 nt
Organism: Juglans regia (Persian walnut)
Lineage: Eukaryota; Viridiplantae; Streptophyta; Magnoliopsida; Fagales; Juglandaceae
Exons: 1
Coding region: 1-492 (163 amino acids)
Source: RefSeq, a predicted model, not a curated record
AUGGAAACAGAGGAUUUAACAUCGCAAUGGGAGAAGCUACAUCUUUCCAAGGAGGAAAGCUCUUUCUUUCAUGUCAACCCAGAAACCUACAUUGAGGAAGAUGCACGGGGCAAAAACUGUCUGGUGGGGAAGGCCUUAACUGAGAAGAGUGUUAACAGCAAGGGAUUUAGGGUCACAAUGUCUCAAAUAUGGAAGCUGGAGGGAUGGGUUAUUUUCAAGGAGUUGGGAGAACAAUGUUUUCAGAUAGAAUUCCAAAAGCUGACAGAUAAAGAGAGAGUCUUGAGUGGACGUCCAUGGUUCUUUGAUAGACACCUUCUAACCAUGAUGGAAGUGGAUGAAACAAUAUCCAUUCAUGCAUUACAGUUUCGGUUUGAACCUUUUUGGGUGCAGUUGCAUAACCUGCCGCUAGCAACCAUGACAGAAGAGUUUGGUCAGCAGUUUGCAGAAGCAAUUGGUCAUGUUAUCAGAGUUGAAGCCGAGGCUGAUGGGUGA